UAUAGUACCCAGAGGUUGUAGGCCAGGAGAAAUCUCCCCCCAAAAAACAGGCUGACCCUCCUCCAUCACUGGCAAAUGGACAAUCCCAGAAUGAACUCUUUUCUAGAGUACACCAUUUGUAACCGCGGGACAAGCGCCUACUCGCCCAAGAACGGGUACCCCCAUUUGGAUCAAGGGAUCGCAGCUUCCUUUCCGCCCUGCUCAGGUACGGCCAGUGACAGCUAUAAUAACGCUGAUGGACGCUUUUUCGUGGGAGGGAGCGCUCCCGCCGUCUCCGCCUCCCAGCAUCAGCACCAGAAUCCAGGCUACCCGCAUCACCACCCGCAUCAUGCUAACAUAGGGCUGCCCUACGCCAGUACCGGCCCGGCCGGGUACGGCUCCCAAACGUGCCCAAACCCUGAGUAUGGGCACCAGUACUAUCUCAGCCAAGAACAGCAGGACGGAGUUUAUUUCCAGACCUCCGGAUAUUCUGGCACCAACACUGGGCCCAAUUUAGGCGCCCUGGCUGGUUACUGUGGGGUACCGGCGACAGUGACCACGAAUCAGUAUCAGCCGUCAGCCUGUGCCGGCCCGGACCCCCAGCAGAGCUAUCUGCAAAGUCCCUAUGCCAACGUGUCCCCAACUCAGGGAGGAGAGAGGGGGCUGAACUGCCAAACGGAUCAGGGUUCCUCCGGGCAAACCUUUGACUGGAUGAAAGUUAAAAGAAACCCACCUAAAACAGCUAAAGUUGCAGAUUAUGGGUUAAAUGGUCAACAGAAUACCAUCAGGACGAAUUUCACCACCAAACAGUUGACGGAACUCGAAAAGGAAUUCCAUUUUAAUAAGUACCUGACCCGGGCCAGACGCGUGGAGAUCGCAGCCACACUCGAACUGAACGAGACCCAGGUCAAGAUCUGGUUCCAGAACCGACGGAUGAAACAGAAGAAGAGAGAAAAGGAAGGGUUAGCCCCGCGCGUCAGCAGGGAUUCGCCGAAGGACUUGGGAGACAACUCGGACCUGUCCAGUUCGUGCUCACCUGACGCAUCUCCAAACUCCGCUUCUUCAUAAAAAUAAUAAAUUAAAUAAAUAAAUAAAUAAAUAAAUAAAUAACUUAAAGACUUCAACAUUCCAUUAAAUACGAAUAAGAAAACAUACCAGAAAAUAAAAAGGCGUGUCUUAAUAUUUGGCUAUACUGAAGAUUACUGAAAUGAUUCAUUACUAACAAACUGUGUUGUGCAGCCCGAUUUCAGCGGUUCAGCUCGCUAGGAAAAUACUGCCAAUUAAAAGAAAGACACGUUUUUACAGUGCAACAGUAUCAGCUCAUGGAUUGUAUUCUGCCCGUGAAGUUGGAGGCGCACUUUCCGCCUGUUUACACACCUUCAUGCCCGUAAACUUUGUUUCAGUGUUAAUGAAUGAUUAAAAAUGAAAAGGAGGGGGUGGUUUCUGCAGGGGAAAAAAGUGUAAAUAUCCGUAGCCUCCAUAGAGUAUAUGCCUCAGAGUUUUCUAUUAAACGUGUAUUACGAAAUUGCAGGGAGCCAACUCGGCAGUGUAAAGUUUUGUGGUUUUUCUUUUGUAAAAUGCAGGACGUUUAGUUUUUGGUUUAUUAUUAUUAUUUUUUUUAGCUAUGAUGUAAUGUUUUUUUUUAUUAUUGUUAAUUUUUUGUUGUAACUUAAAGGGUCCUUAGGCUAUACGGUCAAUAGCGUCUAAGAUUAAUUAAUUAACAAUUGCACUAUUGAGGAAGUCAGGGUAUUGUUUUAUUCAUGGGUAAUUGUUCAAGCUACCACGAGGUAUAAUAAUAAUAAUAAUAAUAAUAAUAAUAAUAAUAAUAAUAAUAAUAAUAAUAAUAAUUUAGGAGUACAAUAGGCAGGUUUUAAUUGUAUUAAUAUAGGUAAUUCAAUGGUAUUUUUAUGUAUCUAUAGACCAUUGCCUUUCUCUAAAACAGUUCUAUUUAAAGGGUUCUAAAUCUAAUGGAACGUUCAGGAGUUCCAGGUUCCAUUUUGGAUUCUGUUGAUUCCUGUUCCUGUCGAACCAUGUGAUUUUCAGGUCUGUGUAAAGGUUCUUUAUGGAAUGUAAACAAAAUAAGCGCCCCAGAGCCACGCCAUAUGAAAGAUAUAGAAUUUUAUAAGAAAUGCGAGGUACGCUUUUCAUAUAGGUACAGGCGUCUACCAAUUUCAGAUGUAUUUAUUUAUAUUUAAUGACAUUGGGGAAUAAAAUGAUAGUCCAACAGUGGUUAAUAAUAUAGCAAUAAACACAGGGUUGCUUGUAUUAUAAGUGAGAUUCAGGGGCCAGUUGAAAAUGUCUUAACACUUCUGUAAUGUUAAACGUGAGUCUAUGAAUGUACUGAGUUUUAUCAGUAUCUAUUUUUAUUUUUGUAUUUGUUUUUUUUAAAUUGAUGAACAUGGUUGUAAAAAUUAAAUUCAGCUUUCUGUAACCGUGAACUACCUCGAAUAAUAAAUAAAGACUAACUUU
Messenger RNA from Acipenser ruthenus (sterlet), 2448 nucleotides. RefSeq names its product homeobox protein Hox-B1a-like. Lineage: Eukaryota; Metazoa; Chordata; Actinopteri; Acipenseriformes; Acipenseridae. Gene Ontology annotation, molecular function: DNA-binding transcription factor activity, RNA polymerase II-specific; RNA polymerase II cis-regulatory region sequence-specific DNA binding. The record is from RefSeq and is a predicted model, not a curated record. Gene Ontology annotation, cellular component: nucleus. The transcript has 2 exons. Gene Ontology annotation, biological process: regulation of transcription by RNA polymerase II. The coding region runs from base 76 to 1047 and encodes 323 amino acids.